Molecule: messenger RNA, 2149 nt
Organism: Sorghum bicolor (sorghum)
Lineage: Eukaryota; Viridiplantae; Streptophyta; Magnoliopsida; Poales; Poaceae
Product: calcium/calmodulin-dependent serine/threonine-protein kinase 1
Exons: 11
Coding region: 1-1782 (593 amino acids)
Biological process (GO): peptidyl-serine phosphorylation; protein autophosphorylation; intracellular signal transduction
Cellular component (GO): nucleus; cytoplasm
Molecular function (GO): calcium ion binding; calcium-dependent protein serine/threonine kinase activity; calcium/calmodulin-dependent protein kinase activity
Source: RefSeq, a predicted model, not a curated record
AUGGGGCUCUGCCAUGGCAAGCCGACGCAAAUCCCGGAGGCCGAGGCGGAGGAGGAUCCCCACGUAGCCUCCGGCGCGGGCGACGGCGGGGACGGGGCGACCUCGCCGUCGGCGGCGACGGCGCCCGCGGCCAAGCCGGGCACGCCGAAGCAGCCCAAGUUCCCGUUCUACCUGCCCAGCCCGCUCCCGCCGUCCAGCUACAAGGGCUCGCCGGCGAACUCGAGCGUCGCGUCCACGCCGGCGCGCGGCGGGUUCAAGCGCCCGUUCCCACCGCCGUCGCCCGCCAAGCACAUCCGCGCUCUCCUCGCGCGGCGGCAUGGCUCCGUCAAGCCCAACGAGGCGUCCAUCCCCGAGGGCGGCGAGCCGGAGCUCGGCCUCGACAAGAGCUUCGGCUUCUCCAAGCACUUCUUCGCCAGGUACGACCUCGGCGAGGAGGUCGGCCGCGGCCACUUCGGCUACACGUGCUCCGCCAAGGCCAAGAAGGGCGAGCACAAGGGCCAGGACGUCGCCGUCAAGGUCAUCCCCAAGGCCAAGAUGACAACAGCUAUUGCCAUUGAAGAUGUGAGAAGAGAAGUGAGAAUAUUGAGUUCUCUGACAGGCCACAGUAACCUAGUGCAGUUCUACGAUGCUUUCGAGGAUGAAGAUAACGUGUAUAUAGUUAUGGAAUUAUGUAAAGGAGGUGAACUGCUGGAUAGGAUAUUGGCUAGAGGUGGAAAGUACUCUGAAGAGGAUGCGAAGGUUGUUAUGGUACAAAUUUUGAGUGUUGUAUCAUUUUGCCAUCUUCAAGGUGUUGUUCAUCGUGAUCUGAAACCAGAGAAUUUCCUUUUCUCUUCAAAGGAAGAAAACUCUCCCUUGAAGGUCAUAGAUUUUGGCUUGUCUGACUUUGUGAAGCCAGAUGAAAGACUAAACGACAUUGUUGGAAGUGCAUACUAUGUUGCUCCAGAGGUGCUCCACAGAUCUUAUGGCACUGAGGCAGAUAUGUGGAGCAUUGGAGUAAUUGCCUACAUCUUACUAUGUGGGAGUCGGCCAUUCUGGGCGCGCACGGAGUCAGGAAUCUUUCGAGCUGUCUUGAAGGCGGAACCAAGUUUUGAUGAGGCCCCAUGGCCCACUCUCACAGCUGAAGCUAAAGAUUUUGUAAAAAGGCUUCUUAAUAAGGAUUAUCGCAAGAGAAUGACGGCCGCACAAGCCCUCAGUCAUCCAUGGAUCCGUAAUGCUCAACAAGUGAAAGUUCCUUUGGAUAUGAUAAUCUAUAAGCUAAUGAGAGCUUACAUCAGUUCGUCUUCACUGCGGAAGUCUGCUUUGAGGGCCCUAGCCAAGACGCUGACAACGAACCAACUCUUUUAUGUAAGGGAGCAGUUUGAAUUGCUGGGCCCAAACAAGAAUGGUUAUAUCUCAUUGCAAAAUCUGAAAUCGGCUCUAGUGAAGAACUCCACAGAUGCAAUGAAGGACUCUAGGGUGGUUGACUUUGUUAACACUGUGUGCACUCUUCAGUACAGAAAAUUGGAUUUCGAAGAGUUUGCUGCUUCUGCCAUCAGUGUUUACCAGAUGGAAGCCUUGGAGACCUGGGAACAGCAUGCGAGGCGCGCAUAUGAUCUGUUUGAUAAGGAAGGAAACCGGCCUAUUGUGAUCGAAGAACUUGCAUCGGAACUCGGACUUGGCCCAUCAGUGCCUCUUCACGUUGUCCUCCAAGACUGGAUCAGACACGCCGAUGGGAAGCUGAGCUUCCUGGGAUUCAUCAAGCUUCUGCACGGGGUUUCGUCGCGCUCUAUUCCAAAGGCCUAGCAUACACCAUCCAUCCCCGCAUAUCCAUAUCCAUCAACCAAGGAGAUGACCGAUGGCUAAGCCAAUCUCUGGCUGGUGCGUGUGUGCGUGUGUGUGUUGUGUUCAAGGGUGGCUGGAGGGUAGACGGCCUGAAACCAAUGCAAAGACGAAGAGAAAUGCCUGAUAGUCCUUGUAGUAAGAGUAAGGCAACAAAAGGCCUGAUGCUUGUGCCUUAUAUACCACUUGUACCCCAUCCCUUGCCACGUGGAUUGAUGAUCGUUGUUGUUGUACUGAAGUAAGCUGUUGUGUAGACGAGUGUACAGAUGAGGAUAGGAAAAAAAAUGAAUAUGAUGGAAGGUCCGAAAGAUUUGCGACUGCUGUUUGUCAA